AUGAUAGCGAACGAGAGUGGCAGGCUAGGGGCAAACGCACCACCGACACCGAUACCGACGCCGAAUGCCGGUGUCCCGCGGGAGUCGUCAAGUUCGUACGCACCGGAGCCCACCAAUACGGGGACGGUCAAGCGCAGACCGACCUCACUAGAAGCGAAAGAAAAAACUCCAUCGCCAACGAACGCGUGUGGGGUUGGGUUUUCCUGCACAAAGGAAGCAUCUCAGUUUCAGGAUGAGAAGCAUCCGGAGUACCGGAAAAGUGCGGGUUUUCUUGCGGAGGGUGCCGCUGGUGAAACGCCGGAGCCAAUCAAACGUUCGCCCUCUGGUGGUGGAAAUCCGAAGCAAGCUGAGCAGGUGUCUGCAGAUCGGAGAAAAGCAGUGAGUGAAUCCAGGAUUCCAGGCGGUGCUAAGGUAACGCGUUUAGACGAGCGUCUUAAAUCCAAACUCAAGCCACCUGGCGUUCUUCAGAGGGCUUCUGCGAACUUGGCUGCCGCAAAAGGAACUGGUGAUGGGAAAAAUAGCACCUCAAUUAAGGCUGGCGUGACGGUCACGGCCGUUGGUCAAAGGGAGAAAAAGAUUAUUUCUCCUCCGAGUGCGAUGGAUGCGACAAGUUCCGCGGCGAAAACACAAAAGAAGGUGUCCUUUAUUCCGAGCCUAUCGGUGGGAGUUUCCGCGACAGGCACAACACCUGGUGGCAAUGUGCGAACAAGUUCAGUCAAAACGAUUCUUCGAACCAGAGCUCAGCAAUCGAACCAACAACCGCCGGGAGACAACUCAGUCGAGUUUAAGGAAUUAUACCGCGAUUAUCCUUUGCCGUUACCUCCCUAUCGAGAACCUCCUCCGGCACCAGUAACUCCUGCGUCAACAAACGUGGGCACAAUUCUAAAGCAACGGCCCAACGACUCGAAACCAAUCUACGAUGAGCAACCGGCAGAACAGACCAAGAAUGAAGAUGUCAGUGCGGUCGUCAGGGCGAAACUGAAGGGCUUCGGAUUAGGUAAGCUGAUAUCGGCGGCUAGCACCGGUCAGGAGCGGAGAAACACCAACAAUUACGUCACUCUCCCGCCGUCACCAAAGGCGUCAAGUAGAACCAUGUCUUCCCGAGGUGGUGUUGGUGUUGGUGGGGACCUACCAGCGAUUCCUACGCAACCACCUUCGCCAUGCUCUCAGGCAGCUUCCGUGGAGUUGGAUAAACCCCGGCAACCGUCACCAGAUGACAUACUCGCGAAGCCCGAGUUUAGUUCGUCGCUGUUCAAGAACCUACCCGUACGGCAGAAGAAAGGAACUGUGCCACACCUGGAGAACUACUGCCUGUUCGAUCCCUCGGUGGACUUCUUCAAUGAGAAAGAGCACAAGAUGCGCGCUAUUCCUGAGACGGCUGAGCUAGCUGAUCAGGUAUUGUACCAGGACCAUCUCAUCUACGAUGCCGUCGUAGAUCGUGACUCGGACAACUACUUCACCAUCGAGCCUGAGUCGCUCGAGAUUGAAACAAAGAACCGGUUGUCACUGGAGAAGGUCGAAGAGAAAAUUGACGCGAUGUUCAAGAAACCACGCACUGGUUCGUCUUCAUCCUCAACGGGUUCGACGAGUGGUUCCAGUCCGGACUAUCCGUCAAUGUUCAAUUCGGUCAUCGAAACGCCCUCCUCGAACCUAGAGUCAACGGACGAGAGUGACUACGGAUUCCGCAAUCGGCUCAUGGAGAAUCUGAAGGUGUUGACGGUUCCAAAAUCUAUCUCCGGAUCGAUUCCUGACGAAGACGCUGAGGCUCAAGAGCGAGAUACCGAGCAGGAGACGGCUGCCAUUGAUGCAGGAGCGACAGAGAGAGUUGUGGAAGAAGGCCGUGUAUUGCGACAAUCGGCCCCUUCACCAUCGGUGUACUACGGUGUAGUGUUGAAGCCUAGUCCUAUUGCCUCUCGGCUCGAGCGAGUUUAUCAGCAGCAAUCAGUGUCCUUGCCCAAUUCUCCCCUACUACAGCAUCGUCUUCAACAGCAGCAAUCAUUGAAGCAGCACCGAAAAUGUGAUGAUUCAUCAUCUACCUCCUCGUCAGCAACCGUUUCACCACCGGCUGCCGCAUCCGUGGAUGUGGCCCCUAUCGUCACUGGUGGAACCCUCCGGCGUCAGAACACCUUCAGCGGUUCCAGCACGACGGUAACUUCAGCACCCGAGGGCGUUGGUAUGCCGGCCCAAGGGACGUCGAAGGCAAUCAACACGUCUCCUUCGUCGGCUUCCGGAGAGCAAGAGAAGUCCUCACCGAAAGCAGUGAAAACCAAAUCCGCAGCGGGCAAUGCAUAUCCUGCAGGUGUGUCCAGUGGCAAGGUGUCCAAUUUACUGCCCUUGCUUCGGGCUACGUACGCGUUCGAUCCGCUCAAGUCCAGCUUUUCGCUACCUCAACUUCCGAGCGCCAAUCGGGCGAGUGUGUCAUGUCCUGCUGCUACGGGAGCCAUCAGUAAGUUCCAAUCAGCAGCCAGCAACGGGGGACAACAACAUCGAAAUGGGUCUCUUGACUCUACACCGCUGUUCAACCGUUUGAGAAAGCGCGAACGGCCUCUCUCGAACCACAGUGACGCCGACAGCGGCUUCUUGAGUCCGGCCACUCCGCCAGAUUCGAACGGAGCGUCCAUUUUAGCCACAACCUGCGAUGAAGCGGCGUUGAUGUCACAAGGUGUUGGAGCAGAACAGGGUGGCACGGAAACAAACUCAGACGCCGUCGUUCUGGAGCAGUGCGACAGCAUCCAGGAGCUGAUACAGAUCUACACCGACUGGGCCAACUACUAUCUGGAACGGGCAAAGUCGAAGAGGAAGGUGUCGGACCUGUCCGCCGACUGUCGCGAUGGGCUUCUGCUCGCCGAAGUGAUCGAAGCCGUCACCACCUUCAAAGUACCUGAUUUGGUGAAGAAACCAAAAACUCCUCAACAUAUGUACGACAACGUGAACUCGUGCCUCACGGUUCUUAAAUUGCACCAGGUCGGUGGCUUAGAAUCGGUCACUCCGAAUGACAUCUGCAGCGGGCGGCUGAAGGCCGUACUAUCACUCUUCUUCGCUUUGAGUCGAUAUAAACAAGCGACGAAGCAGAAAUCCUCGCUGCAGCUCCAGCCUCCUCAACUCCAUCAACAAACGCAACAACAGCUGCCGCAACAGCAUCAGACGAAGGUAGAAAUUCAUGCCGUGCCCGCAGAAAUGACAAAUCGACAACUUCCGGUGCCGUACGCGAAAGCAGGCGUAAAUGGCGGCACAGCGAUACCACUUCCGGCCACCGUGCUGGUCACGAGGCGAUGUCCACCGGACAAAGUACGUCCACUGCCACCGACACCGAACCAACAGACGGGAUUACACGGUGGCCUGCAGAAACACACGCUUGGCGGCGGUGGCGUCUCCAACAAUACACCAUCCGAUGGCAAUAGCUGCCCUGGGAGCCCACAGCACAACGGCACCGCGAUAAUCACACAAAUCCCGAAGGGAAACAAUAGCUUACGACUGCCACAAGCGACGAACUGCAAGAUUCCGGCCAGUCCGUAUAACACCGCGGGUUCCAACACGCUGCAGCACAACAACCACCACAACAAUAACAACAACACCAUCACGUUGAUCCCGAAUGGCAAUGUGGCGAACAUUCCGACCAAUCAGGCGGUACAACACCAGAAACACUCGAUGUUGGACAAGUUCAAACUGUUCAAUAGCAAGGACAAGCAAGACCGAUCCGCCCAGAAGUCACAAAUCUCCAAGCGCACCAGUUCGAGCAGUGGUUUCUCGUCGGCUCGCAGCGAACGGAGCGAUUCCAGCCUCAGUCUGGACAAUGGCCACCAUCAGAGUAGCCUGCAACCUUCAGUAACGGCGACCACAGCCAUACCAGGCGCGAAGAUCAAAGAGUCCGGCCUGAAGAAGCUCGAUUCAAGUGCGAAAUCGUCUCCAUCGGGUGUGAUGAGUGCUUCCACCACCUCAAAGUCCUCCUCGAAGCUAAUCUCUUCCAAAUCAAGCUCGAAGGAGUCCGCAAAAGCUGCAGCAAAAGCAGCCGCGGCCGCUGAAAAACAACGCCACAAGGAUCCCGCAGCCGGACCGCCACAGGACUCAACGCAAACGCACAUUCCGCUCGCCCCACAGAAAGCACAGAAAAUUCCGAUGGCGACAACCGUAACGACGACCUCGCUGACGUCGGCCGCCGGUGCGUCGGCGAUGAUGUCGAAGGUGCCAGCCCAAGACCCUGCCCGACUCAAACUUGCCUCCGUGGGUAGCACCGCGCGAAAACUGGACUCCAAAUCCGAAAGUAAAACUAGUUUGCUGCAACUCCAACACCAAACCACUGGCUCACCGAUGAUGGUGCCUCAGACGCCGAAAAACGUGGUGCCUUCGCAGCAGCAGCAACAGGCUGCGAUGCAGCAGCCGGCAGUUGGCACCGGUAUUCCGAAACCGAUGGCCGCAAUCAAGGGAACGAGCAAACCAUCGCAGCUGCUGGCUCCGUCGUCCGGGUUGAAGGAAGAACCAGCGGCCAUUUGCAAACCUUUGGGACCGCAGGUGCCAAACAACAACAACGCCAAUGGAGCGAUCAGUGUCAGUGGAAACAACAACACCAUGAUGGGACAGCUUCUCCAGCACCAGCAGCAACAGCAACAGCAGCAAUUGCUGCAGCAAUCCGUGCAGCAGCUCGUCACAAAUGGAGCCACAAAUGGCAUGUCCGAUAGCAUGCACUCCAACUCCACACAAGGUGCUUCCAUGGGCCAACACUCGACGAACUCGAGUGAAACGUCCAGCGUAGUGGCGUAUCGUCCCAGCUCAGAAUCUGGUUCGGAACAGCUGCUCCAAUCACCCCAGAAGCUACAUCCGGCCAACGGCGUUGCUGGACCACUUCUCUUCAAUGGCCAACCGGACGUGAAUCUCAACAGCAGUAAUAGCAGCGGUAGCAGUCCUGGAGCUGGACACGUCUUCAUCAAUGGCAACGGGAACCUGCAUCAGAGCAACAACAACCACAGCAUCAACACGACACCCAACAACAACAACAACCUCAGCAAGUUCCACACCGUGCCCACGAAGAUGCUCGGUGCUGGAGGUGUUCCAAUGGUCGGUAAUCAGACCACAAUCUACGAGCAGGAAGAGAAGCAGAUCACAGUGAUGCCGAUGAGGCCUCUUCUGCGAGGUUACAACAGUCACGUAACCCUACCGACACGUGGUACUCGCGGACAUCAUCACCCACACGUGCACCAGCACCAUCAGCUGAUGGCGGCCGACUACUGUGAGGACUUCGGUGGCCAGGGUGGUGGCUACUGCAGCGAUGGUGAUGCCCUGCGAAAGGUUCCAGCCCGUUACUCGGACAACAUUGACAACGGGUACCUUUCGGAGGGUGGUGGUGGUGGUGGUGGCGGUGGAGGAGGAGCGAGUAUCCUUACGGGCGCAGGUCGACAACAGCACGCCUCCUACAUCAGUUCGCUGCGUGCCCGAACGCAACUCCCGACGACCAUCGAAGAGCGAUGUCGUAGCAGCCGAGGCGAUCACUUGGACAGCGUGGGAACGAACCCACCUGCAAUGGAGCACUCACAUGCCAACGGGAAAAGCAGUAGUGCACGCCACAGCAGCGGCAGCUCGGUCGGACCAAACGGCCGAGAGUACUGGGGCAAGUUGCCUGAACCCUCACCAAUUGGGCUUGGCAGCAACGGAGGUGGCACCAGCAGUCAGCACAGCUCACAACCUCCAAGUCCUACGGCUUCGCGCAAGGAUAAAACCGGAUCCAGUCCGAGUCAAUCCCGCCGAAGCACGCCGUCUUCGAAGGGUGUCUCUAGUCGCGCCAAAACGGCCGGAGUUCCGCAGAGCUUUGGCUAUAUUAAGCGAACGAACGGUAGCAACGGAGCCACCGGGAUGCCAGGUGUAGAUCCACACCAACAACAACAGCAACAGGGCCAAAAUCUGCUCACCGGUGGUCGAACGGCACACGUCUCUGCUGUGCCGCGAUCCAGCAAGCUGAAAGUUUCCGGAGGAACUCAAACCACAACCGCUGACUUCCAAGCUAAAGUCCAACAACACCCGCAGUACCGCAGCUUCUCGCUCACGGGACCUGGCGCGGCCCAACUCAGCCAGUCGGUGAAAGAAAGGUUUGGCUCCGGAACGCACAGUUUGCCUAAGCCCGGUUUAGAUAUGCAUGUCUUCCAACAUAGAAUGUCCAAUCGCGCGUCCGCCAAGCUGACCGACGGGAGUCUCUCCGACACGCAGACGUACGCCGAGGUGAAGCCCGACUACGGCUCCUACGCCAUGUGGCUGAAGCACUCGAACACGGCCAGCAGUCGGCUGUCGGAGGGCGACACCCUGGAUGCGAUCUCACUGGGCACCUCACCGGCAGCCGCCGUGGCAGCCGUGACUGGAUCACCCGGUGCAGUCACUAGACCGCACAAACUCCUCCAUCACACACGUGGUGAAACGCAACAACCGCAUCUACAUCACGCCUCCGGUGCUGCUACCACCAGCAGUCCGCGUCUUAACCGAAGUAACAGCAUCAGCUAUCUGAAAGAGAGGACCUACCCCAGAUCGACCAAAUCGGAGAAAAUGUACCCCUCGAUGUUGAGCCGUGGUCCGGACGUGGAGAUUGAACCGUAUUACUGCCUCCCAGUGGGCACUGUUGUUCACGCCGGUAACGGUGGGAUGGUUCCAUGGAGCCAACCAACCUCACCGACACCACCAGCUCGAGGCUUUGGAGGACUGCUUUCCCCAACGCACACUGGAGCCAGUAAUGCAGGCUCUCGGUUGACCUACCCGAAGAAAAACGACGAAGUGCACGGUAGUCAGGCUUCCCUGCUGUCGGGAGGCUCGUCCUUGUACGGAUCAACUGAGGAACGUCAGGCCGGAGAAGUACGACGACUGAAGCGCGAGCUCACCGACGCCCGGGACCAGGUCAUGAGCCUCUCGAGUCAGCUGUCAACAAACGCACACGUGGUGGCUGCAUUCGAGCAGAGCCUUUCGAACAUGACCCAUAGACUGCAGUCGCUUACGGCGACGACGGAGAAGAAGGAUAGCGAAAUUUUGGACAUGCGCCAAACGAUAGAGCUGCUGCGGAAGCAAUCGAUCCAGGCCGGUUUAACUACCGCCCAUAUGCAGAGUAUGGGCGUACAAGUUAAUGGGCAGGUCAACGGAACGGCGACCGCAGCGGAACAGACGAAAAUGAUGACGACCGGCAACGCCACAGCGAGUGUGGCAGCAUCCAACACCGGAUCAUCGGCCAGCAUGCCGGCCGGUGUGGAAAUGCAACGACACCAUAGCUCCGACUCUAUGUGCUCGUUGAAUUCGGUCAGUUCCGGCUGUUCCGCCCAGGACAAGAGCAAGCAGAAGAAGAAGGGCUGGCUUCGAAGCUCGUUUACCAAAGCCUUUUCGCGUAAUGCCAAAAUCUCCAAAACCAACCGCCACGUGACCGCGGGUGGAACCAAUGGGCCAGCGUCAUCGAACGCGACCGAUGGUGGGAAUCAUCAUCAUCAUCAUCAUCACCAUCACCACCAUCACGGGUCGGUGCUGGAAAAUGGAACCACCUCGACGACGACCACGACUAUGAAGGCUAUGCCCGGGGGGCCGCUGAACGGAAGUGGCCUAAAACAGCACGGUGUCCCUCCUCCACCUGGAGCCGGAUUACCACCACCUUCACCGACCAAAGGUAGCCCGCACAAAACGAUGGCCAUCGUCGAUAAUGCCAAACCCAUCGACGCCAUCGAACAGAAUGGGAAUCUCGUGGUGGAAGAUCUCAAAAAGCAACUGCGGGAGAAAGAUCUCGUGCUCACGGACAUCCGGCUGGAGGCGUUGAGCUCGGCGUCGCAGCUCGAAAACCUAAAGGACACGGUCAUGAAGAUGCGCCAGGAGAUGAUGAACCUUAAGCAGAACAAUGAACGCCUGCAGCGGUUGGUGACGACACGAUCGUUGGCCGGCAGUGAAGUGUCUCUUGGUCCCGUCAGCCCUAGCGGAUCGAUUGGGGAACCACGACGAUACAGUCUGGCAGCGGACAAUGGCAUGGGAAGAGCCCCAUUGGAGCUACCACAGAACCUCGACGAAACGGAGGAAGACAACAUCCCACCUGCGCCCGCUCCAGAGCCUCCGCCAGCUCCACUAAGUCCUGCGAUCAUCGCCGAGCUAUCACCCACGAUCGAGCGGGCGGCCAUGGUGAACGAAAUCCUGACGACACCCGCCGAAGACGUGGCAGAUCCUGUGGACGGCAAGAAGAUUUCGAUUGCAGUCUACCUUGGCCAGCCCGAGUCCUUCCCUAAGUACGCGGAAGAGAUGAACGAAUGUGAUAACUACUACCACUCAUCGCCGGACGAUGAGAAGCCGGAUGGCACCGAGAAGGGCCCAAAGUCGUCCUCGUUCUCCCUGGGCAAUGGCGUAGAGACGAACGAGUUCGUCAUCGCGUACACGUACAUCUCGGGUAAAACGACCUGGCAGAAUCUGGACUAUAUCGUGCGCAAAACCUUUAAGGACUAUCUUUCGCGCAUCGAUCCGGGCACGAACCUGGGCCUAAACACGGACUCCAUCACGUCGUACCAUCUGGGCGAGGCAAAACGAGGACCGGAGAUGGGCUUCCCGGAGCUGUUGCCUUGCGGGUACAUCAUUGGCAACGUGAAGACGUUGUACAUCUGCUUGCAGGGCGUCGGAAGCCUAGCAUUCGAUAGCCUUAUCCUGCGGAACAUUGUGCACCGGUACAUCUCGCUUCUGACCGAACACCGGCGGUUGAUCUUGUGUGGUCCCAGCGGUACCGGAAAAUCGUAUUUGGCGCGCAAACUCGCCGAAUUCCUCGUAGCCAGAGCUGGCCGGGAUAAUCCGAUCGAAGCGAUCGCCACGUUCAAUGUCGAUCACAAGUCCUCGAAGGAGCUGCAGCAAUACCUCGGCCACAUUGCCGAGCAGGCGUCGAUGUCGAAUGGUGCCGCGGAAGAGCUACCGGCGGUGAUCAUUCUGGAUAAUCUGCAUCAUGCGUCCGCCCUUGGGGACGUAUUUUCGUGUCUACUAAGUGCCACAGCCUCCAAGUUGCCAUGCAUCAUCGGAACUAUGUCGCAGGCAACGUGCAACACCACGAACCUUCAGCUGCACCAUAACUUCCGAUGGGUUCUUACGGCAAACCAUAUGGAACCGGUGAAGGGAUUCCUUGGUCGGUUCUUACGCCGUAAGGUGUUCUCCGUUGAGCUACAGAACCAGCAGCAGCAGCCGCAACUGGAGAAGGUGUUGAAAUGGCUACCGACCGUGUGGCAGCACAUUAACAGCUUCCUGGAGACGCACAGCUCCAGUGACGUUACGAUCGGUCCUCGAUUGUUCCUCUCGUGCCCGAUGAACCUGCCUGACUCGCAGGUGUGGUUCACGGACGUCUGGAAUUACCACCUUGCGCCGUAUCUUAUGGACGCUGUUCGAGAAGGCGUGCAACUGUACGGUCGUCGGGGUGGUGCCUGGGUUGAUCCAUGCACCUACAUCCGCGAGACGUACCCUUGGCCAGUGGGACCAACGACGGUUCCUCAACUCCGUCAGAUCACAGCCGACGACGUUGGACUCGAAGCCAGCGCACCCGGAAACUCGGAGAAUCAAGAUCCGCUGUUGAACAUGCUGAUGCGCCUGCAGGAGGCGGCCAACUACAAUGGCAACGCGGAACAGGAUUCUGACUGUGCCAGUUUGGACUCAAACAUGACGCACGACAGUUCCGCUGGAGCGGAGUAAGUCGGCCAAGAAAACCGAGAACACCAAACACCGUGCAAGGUAACGAACGGAUGAAGGAAUUGAAACACCACACCAACUCCAAGCCUGCAGCGGUGAACGUGCGUAGAGGAUGAAGAGUAUUUACACCAUGCCAGGUAAAGCCAAGGAUGGAUUUUUGUAAUGUUAUUUUUGAGAUGCUGCAAGUACAGCACAUGUCCUGUACGGUUCCGAUGCUGUUCUGUCGUUGUUCAGCUAUGCUGCUCCUUUUUUGUGUCCGACUGUCUAUUGAUGGAGGCGUGAAAAAGGCUAUUAAUUAAUUUCCGGCUGAUGACCCACCAAUUGGACAACAGAUCCGCAGCGCACGCUACCCUACCACGACGGGUCGCAGUCGCCUAUUGCGUGCAGCAGAGUGUCACCUUUUCAAUCGUCAUUAUUAAGCCUCAUUAACGCAAGUGAAGCCAUUAAAUUAAUUAACCGA
Molecule: messenger RNA, 10114 nt
Organism: Anopheles nili
Lineage: Eukaryota; Metazoa; Arthropoda; Insecta; Diptera; Culicidae
Gene: sick
Product: protein sickie
Exons: 19
Coding region: 1-9657 (3218 amino acids)
Biological process (GO): nervous system development; neurogenesis
Molecular function (GO): ATP binding; protein binding; ATP hydrolysis activity
Source: RefSeq, a predicted model, not a curated record